This is a messenger RNA of Darwinula stevensoni, 306 nucleotides long. The record is from the annotation of a GenBank genome assembly. NCBI's taxonomy places the organism in Eukaryota, Metazoa, Arthropoda, Ostracoda, Podocopida, Darwinulidae.
AUGCUGGGAUUGCUCACCACCUGCCGGAGAGCGAGCAUCUGGAACGCGUUCUUGGACCUGCCCGAGUACGGGCCCAUCGACCCCAGCCGCGAGGAGAACAACGCCUUCCUCCGGAAGUUCUUCGGGGAGUUCCAUGCCACGUUCCCGGACGGGUUUCUGCAUCUCGGGGUAACGAAGUGGAUUUCCUCUGCUGAAUUUUUGGGUGGUUGGACGAGUACACGAGUACUCAUCCUCGCCAGCACUCAAGAGUACCAAAUUGACAUACUGUUUCCUCCUCCCGUACCAGAACCUCGGGAGGAGGAGUAG